UGUCUGACAUCCUCCUUAUAAAGGAGCUGUAAGGAGCUACUUUGGCUCAUUUGGCUCCCGACAUCACAUCACAUCAACUUCACAGUCAUUCAGUCACCUGAAGAAGAGUUUAUUCAACAAUGGAGUCCUCACGACGUUUAUACAUCCACAUACCAGAUGAAUAUGAAGAAUUUCAAAUAUCUGGUGAAUGGGACCAUGGGAUUGUUGUUAGAGAUUUGAAUCCAUAUUUGACAGACAGUGAGCUUCACAACUACUUUGAAAAAUUUGGGACAAUUACAGAAUGUGUAUUUACAAUCGACAAGUCAUCAGGAUGGCCAAAGGGUGUGGGCUUUGUGAGAUACUCAUCUGCAGAGGAGGCUAAAGCAGCAGAAGAAGCCGGGCCACACUGCCUUGGAGGUUUUCACUUAUGGAUCAACAAAGUUGUUACACCAAAAAUGGCUGCCCAGAACAGAUUUGACAAUCAGUUAAAUAGUCUUCCAUGCCAAUCCUUUCAAACAGACCUGUGUGUGAAUUAGAAGUGGAAUAUAGGAGCACCGACAGUUACUGGCUGGAAUGAUUUACACUAAACC
Messenger RNA from Sinocyclocheilus anshuiensis, 569 nucleotides. Its product is annotated as SRA stem-loop-interacting RNA-binding protein, mitochondrial. Bases 120 to 515 code for a protein of 131 amino acids. NCBI's taxonomy places the organism in Eukaryota, Metazoa, Chordata, Actinopteri, Cypriniformes, Cyprinidae. Gene Ontology annotation, molecular function: RNA binding. The transcript is spliced from 5 exons. The record is from RefSeq and is a predicted model, not a curated record.